UUUAAUUUCAUUGACCAUAGUGCUGAUAGUACCAUAUUACGUUUUUCAACUCGCAAGUAAUAUUGUGAGUUGCUGUUUGUCUUUUUAUUAUUUUUUACAUCCGAAUCUAAUCAUGUCCGCAAUUAAGUUUGGUAGCCACCUAAAAGAACUACGAUUGCACUUAUGUCAAUCAUCACCCUCAAGCAAAGGAGUCCGGCAGUUUGUAGAAAAAUACUAUACACCGUUGAAAAAAGCUAAUCCAAAGUUUCCCAUAUUAGUACGUGAGUGCAGCGGUAUUGAACCAAAAGUGUUUGCUAGAUUUGAAUUUGGACAAGAACGAAGCGAACAUCUAUCUGAUCAAUCAGCGGAAAACGUACUUAAAAAAAUAGAAGGAUUAGUAAAACAGUAGAAUUGUGGUAAAAAAAAAUAUAAUGUUAUUUUAAUAUUAUGUACAUAUUAUAAAAUAUAAUUUUAGUUGUUGUAGUCUACUGAGCAAUUUGAUAUUGAAUUAUUACUUAUUUUAAAUCAUUUAAAUUAGACCAAUAAUAAAGUUCUAAACUCUAAUAAACCCAGUUAUGGAUUA
Molecule: messenger RNA, 562 nt
Organism: Myzus persicae (green peach aphid)
Lineage: Eukaryota; Metazoa; Arthropoda; Insecta; Hemiptera; Aphididae
Gene: ND-B8
Product: NADH dehydrogenase [ubiquinone] 1 alpha subcomplex subunit 2
Exons: 3
Coding region: 113-388 (91 amino acids)
Source: RefSeq, a predicted model, not a curated record